This is a messenger RNA of Ricinus communis (castor bean), 1621 nucleotides long. RefSeq names its product probable ethanolamine kinase. The record is from RefSeq and is a predicted model, not a curated record. Lineage: Eukaryota; Viridiplantae; Streptophyta; Magnoliopsida; Malpighiales; Euphorbiaceae. Gene Ontology annotation, biological process: phosphatidylethanolamine biosynthetic process; phosphatidylcholine biosynthetic process. Gene Ontology annotation, molecular function: choline kinase activity; ethanolamine kinase activity. The transcript has 11 exons. Gene Ontology annotation, cellular component: cytoplasm. The coding region runs from base 179 to 1312 and encodes 377 amino acids.
AUAAUGUUAGGAAAUGGGAAUUUUAGACAAAAAGCUUUUGUUCUAAAAAUUGAACAAUUAGCACACUGAACCAGGUACAUAAUCAUUUCGCCUUCGCCACAUAGGAAGUCACGCCAUUUCUAUUUCUAAGAAAUAAAAUCGAAACGAGAGAGAGAGAGAGAGAGAGAGAGAGGAAGAAAUGGGAGCAGUAGCAGGGGCAGAAACCGAAAAGAUCUGGAAAUCUAUGGAGGACGCUGAAGAUUCUGAUAUUAAAUCUUCGCAACUCACAGUUGCUACCUCUUUUUCCUUACCUGUUAUGACUCCUCACGUCAUAGAUUUAUGCAAGGAUCUUUUCAAGAACUGGUCAAAGUUGGACGAAUCUCGUUUCUCUGUUGAGACGGUUUCCGGUGGUAUAACGAAUCUAUUGCUGAAGGUAUCUGUGAAGGAAGAAAAUGGAAAUGAGGUAGCUAUAACUGUCAGGUUGUACGGGCCUAAUACAGACUAUGUUAUUAAUCGUGAACGAGAGUUGCAGGCUAUCAAAUACCUCUCAGCUGCAGGAUUUGGUGCCAAGUUGCUUGGAGUAUUUGGGAAUGGCAUGGUGCAAUCUUUCAUUGAUGCACGUACACUAACUCCAGCAGAUAUGAGAAAGCCGAAGCUGGCUGCUGAAAUUGCCAAACAACUUCAUAAAUUCCAUGAAGUGGAAAUUCCAGGUUCUAAAGAACCUCAGUUAUGGAAUGAAAUCUUCAAGUUUUAUGAGAAUGCAUCCAUUCUUCAAUUUGAUGAUAUUGAGAAGCAAAAAAAAUACAAGACAAUUUCAUUCAAGGAAGUUUAUGAUGAAGUUGUUGAAAUCAAGGAUUUGACAGACCCUCUUAAAGCUCCUGUGGUUUUUGCUCAUAAUGACUUGCUUUCAGGGAAUCUGAUGCUUAAUGAAGAUAAAGAUAAACUCUACUUCAUUGAUUUUGAGUACGGGUCAUACAGUUACAGAGGUUUUGACAUUGGGAAUCACUUCAACGAAUAUGCGGGUUAUGACUGUGACUACAGCUUAUACCCUAGUAAGGAUGAACAAUAUCAUUUCUUCAGGCAUUAUUUGCAACCGGACAAACCAUAUGAGGUAUCUGACAAGGACCUUGAAGCUUUAUACAUAGAGACAAAUACUUUCAUGUUAGCAUCACACUUAUUUUGGGCAUUAUGGGCACUGAUCCAGGCAAAGAUGUCUCCAAUUGAGUUUGAUUAUCUUGGCUAUUUCUUCCUACGAUACAACGAGUACAAAAGGCAGAAGGAAAAGAGUUGUUCAUUGGCACGUUCUUACCUAUCAGGAAGUGGGAGCGGAUAGUUUCAAGUCAUUUUCGCACAUUGCCAGCAGUCUUUCUGUAUGUUGUGGAUCUGUAGGGAAAGGUUUUUGAGUCCAGUUAGAUAUUGUAAAAAAAAAAUUCUUUUGUAGCCAUUGAAAGAAAAAAAGGAAAAAGUAAAGAAAAGAGAGAAGAAAAGAGGAAUGCACAAUAAUCUGAAGGUAGCAAUACGUUGGUUCUAUUUGUUGUAAUUCUUAGAAUCGUUAGAUAUGUAAGCAUAAGGCCUACGUUCAACAGCUUUGGUGCUGAAUCCUGGAAAUUUUUGGAAACUAAUGCAAACUGGUAUGAGCUGA